AUGCCGAGUUCUUGUCAAGAUAUCCGAGCUGCACUAGCACAAUGUCUCCAAGAGUCAGACUGUGUCAUGAUUUAUCGCAAUAAGCCUUCCGAUUGUCUGCGAGCUCCUCUCCUCGAGACUAUGCCGACCAAGUGUCAACAAUUGAAGACAGGCUACGGUGAAUGCAAACGAGGCUUAGUCGAUAUGCGCAAACGAUUCAGAGGCAAUCAACCAAUUUCUGUGAGCAAGGAGAUUGAAGGAGGGGGGGAGAGAAACACCGGUGGGCAUAUGCUCUAUGCUGGAAAGCCAGCUUUCGAAAGCGGAGUCAAAGAGACGAGCGGAAACGAGCCCGAAGAGAAGGAUUGGAGGCAGUUGGAGAACGAGAGAUACAGAAAGGAGUAA
This is a messenger RNA of Botrytis sinoallii, 381 nucleotides long. RefSeq lists its product as uncharacterized. Gene Ontology annotation, biological process: mitochondrial respiratory chain complex IV assembly. Bases 1 to 381 code for a protein of 126 amino acids. The record is from RefSeq and is a predicted model, not a curated record. Gene Ontology annotation, cellular component: mitochondrion. The transcript is spliced from 2 exons. NCBI's taxonomy places the organism in Eukaryota, Fungi, Ascomycota, Leotiomycetes, Helotiales, Sclerotiniaceae.